Molecule: messenger RNA, 1260 nt
Organism: Belonocnema kinseyi
Lineage: Eukaryota; Metazoa; Arthropoda; Insecta; Hymenoptera; Cynipidae
Product: extensin-1-like
Exons: 1
Coding region: 1-1260 (419 amino acids)
Source: RefSeq, a predicted model, not a curated record
AUGAGUCCAGCACCACCAGUCUCAAGAAUGGCGGAGUCCGCGUCUCACUCGGUUCCCACCUUUGAUGGUACCCAAGAACAUGCCUUGAGUGGUGCACCUGAACCUAGUCUCAAUGGUGUUCAGGCACUCCCUUCUAUUGAUGUUGAGGCAUCAAUCGCCAACGGGCCUCCUGUUUCCCCUUACAGCGGAAUACAAGCGCCCACCCUUAAUGGUGCUCCAGGACUCGCCAUUCAUGAUGUCCAGGCGCCCAUCUUCAACGGGGUCCAGACACCCACUCUGCACGGUGUUCCAGCAUUGACCUUCAAUGGGCCUCCUGUUCCUCUUCAUAACGAUGUUCAUGCACCCGCCAUCCACGAUGUCCAGGCACCCACUCUGCACGGUGCUCAGGCAUCAACUUCCAACGGGCCUCCUGCCUCUCUUUAUAACGGGGUGCAAACGCCCAUUUCAAAUUGUGCCCCAAGACCCGCCCACCAAGGUUUUCAGAUACCCACCUUCAACGAGGUCCAGGCACCAUCUUGCAACUGGAAUCAGGUUUCACCCCACCACGGUGCCCAUGCACCCGCCUUUAACGUCGCUCAGUCACCCGUCUUUACCAACGCUCGUGGACCCACUUUUAACGAGGUGCAGGCACCCACCGACAACCAGACUUAUGUACCCGCCUACAAUGGUGUCCAGGCAACAAACUACUAUGGUAACCAAGAACCCACCUUUCACGGUGCUCAGGCACCUACUCACAAUGGAACACUGGCGUCCGUGUUCUACGGUGCCCGGGCACCAACCUUCCAGGGUACCCAGGCACCUAACUCAUGCGGUUUUCAAGUACCGACCUACAACGGGACUCAAGUUCCAUCCCACACUUGUACUCACGCUCUUGCCUCCAAUAGCGCGCAGGCACCCAUUUUUACCUGGACACACGGACCCACUCUCAACCGUGUUCAGGCACCCACCUUCCACGGGACUCAUGUUCCCGUAUACAACGAUACCCCAGCAUCCGCUAUCCACGGGUCCCGCAUGCCCGUCUACAAAUAUUCCCAAACAUACCCACAUUACUCAGUGCAAGCACCCACAACCUAUGGGGUCCCGCCACACCUCGGCCAUUGGGGGAAAACUCAUCCCUGGGAGGUCCAUCCGAUGAUGGCCCAGAGCACGAGCACGCUUUGUGGUCCCUUUAAACCCCAAUUUAGUGGAGGAGACCUUGAGGACCCACUCGUGUUCUUGAACGAGAUGGAGCAAUACAUCGAACACCCCGACGCAUCUUAG